Mycena indigotica is the source of this 1479-nucleotide messenger RNA. RefSeq lists its product as uncharacterized. The transcript is spliced from 3 exons. The record is from RefSeq and is a predicted model, not a curated record. NCBI's taxonomy places the organism in Eukaryota, Fungi, Basidiomycota, Agaricomycetes, Agaricales, Mycenaceae. The coding region runs from base 1 to 1479 and encodes 492 amino acids.
AUGUCGUUUGAGCGUCUCGCCCCAGAACUGGUGGACGACAUCCUUGCCCAUGCGAGCAAGUCGAUGCCCCCCAAGCGUGUCAAGGCCCUCAGGACCGUCUGUCACGCAUUUGAGGCUGCACUGGCACCCCGAUUCUUCGCGGCGCUGACUGUUGUGUUGGGGGGCAGCCAGCGGGACAUGCUCGAGGCGGUGGCACGUGGCCAGACAGGCUGGACAAAACAUACGAGAACGCUGAAAGUCGUAGUAAAGAGGAGCAAGGCCAAUAUGGUCCCGCUAGUAACCCGUGUUCUAAACGCGCUGCCAGAAAUCGGCACUGCAAGCCUUACAUUCAACACACUUUCCAUUCCACGCCCCGCGCUCUCCGUCAUCUUCACCCACCUCGCUCGCUCGCUAACCACCCUGCACAUAACCUUCAAAGACCUCGCUGACAAUGGCAUCAACUGGCACGCCUUCACUUGCGGGCCCGCCUGGCCGCGCCUCCCCUUGCUGCACACCCUCCGGCUCUCCUUCGACGACCCGCAGCAGUGGGAGUACGCAGGCAGCGACAUCUGUGACGCGCUCCUCCGGGCCGACUCAACACGUGACCUGACCACGCUGCACGUGUACGCGCCACACCCCGAUCCCGACGGCUUCCCUGGCCCACCUGUGCAGCUCUCCGCCGUCUACGACGCCCUCGGCACGCCGCGGCUAAAACACGUGACGCUACCGCCGGGCAUGCUCGAUGCAGUGUCGCUGCGCGACCUGACCCACCUCGCGGUGACCGGGAAGGGCGAGCUGGACCCCGCGGUGUGGACAGCGCUGGCCGAUGCCCGUGCACGGAUCACGGAGCUGCGUCUGCCGGUGAUCGGCACCGGACUUGGGGAGUAUCUGGAGACGUACAGCGGCCUGGAGGUGCUUGUGGUAGACCUGGAUUACUACGAGGAGACAGCAACACUUGACAUGCGAUUACUCACAGCGCUGACCAAUCACGCAGCGACGAUGCGGGUAUUGGCGGUCAGGGCCCAGUAUGGUGGGUGUUGGUCGUUUGGUCCACAGAUGGCAGGCGAAGUGAGCAAGUUGGUCAAUCUGAGGGUUCUGGUGGCAAGUGUGGACAUCGACCGUGUGCCCUGGGCGGAAGGUAUGGCGCCGGCUCAGGUCGUCGACAACGCUGUUGAACACUUUGCUACGACGAUGGCCCACCUCCCACACCUCAAUCACGCUGCACUGCUCCAGACACUCGGGCCCGGUCUUCACGGGGGACGCGACUCAGGCGCGAUCAUGUGCCACGAGCAGCACGCCCGCCGCGCGAUCGAAGACGCGUUUGACGCCCUUCCUUUGUCAGCAGCGGUGCCCGGCCGCGUCGGCCCGGUUGUGUUUGCUGCCCGUGCGCUUUAUCACCACACGCCUGUAGAUGGAGGGAUGGCGAAAUGGGAGGUAUUGCAGCAGAUUACACGGGGGAAGUUUGCGAAAGAGGCUGUUCCUGCAUUUGCGAGAAUUUAG